Cajanus cajan (pigeon pea) is the source of this 1972-nucleotide messenger RNA. RefSeq names its product mediator of aba-regulated dormancy protein (DUF581). The record is from RefSeq and is a predicted model, not a curated record. Lineage: Eukaryota; Viridiplantae; Streptophyta; Magnoliopsida; Fabales; Fabaceae.
GACUCCUUUGCUUCUCCUUCAUUCAUCUAUGAACUGGCAUAUGAAUCCAAACACGACUCUCUCUCUCUCUCUUCCUCUUUUUCUUCUCUUCUUGAUCGCUCCAAUGCUCUUUAUUUAAGCUCCCACACUUUGCACUACUAAAACAGAAAAAAAGAAAAAUAUCAAAAGAGUUAGGAACCAGAUAUGGCGAGGAAGAGUCAGGAGUUGCAUGUGCUUGGUAACCAAACAAGGCUCAAGAGUUGAGUUUUUGGAUGAAACGUUUUCUCAGAGAAAGAAUCAAAUCCAAAACUGUUUGUUUGUUUGUUUGUGAUCUCUGGCUGAACGCCACAGAUCAAAUGGCAGAGCUGCUUCUAGUCACAUGCUUCUCACUACUUUUUCUCAUCCAACAUCAAAAUUAGACAAAAGAAGUUUGAGGAGGGAAUUCACAAGUCACAAUUCACAAUUCACAAUUCACCUUAGCUUACCCCACACACACUUUCAUAUUUUGUGUGUAAUAAUAACAAACGAGUGCAGAAACAUUCCCAGUACGCUAGAAUUCAGUGUUGGAACAAAGACAAGGACCUUUGCUGGUGCUCGUGGAAAUACCAACCUAACUUGAAUCUGUCAGAGUGCCAUCACUCUCUAUAGCCAUUUUUGGAGUUAAUUUCCCUUGUGGAAUCAUUUUCAUUUCACUUAUGCUGCUGAGGAACAGAUCAAGGGCAGUGACCAAGCCAGGUUUGAUGGCUGAUCAUAGCUCCUCUCAACAACCCCCUAAUCAAACCUAUGCUAAAACCAUACCCUCUUUAUUUGGCUCACCAAAGUUCAGAGAUUUCACCACCAAGUGUCUUUCAGGAACCGAGGCUUUAAGAAGUCCAACUUCAAUUCUUGAUGCCAAAGCAUUAUCCCCUUUUGUUGCCUUUGGAAACCCGUUUUCAACUCUUCCCCACAAAACCUCUCCACCAAACAGAACCUUAUGGGACAAGCCAGAUUCAAAGGGCAUUGGCCUUGGUCUUGUGGGUGCUCUCAAAGAUGAUGAUGACCCAAUUUGUCACAAUUCUGAACCCAACAAAGGAAACGUCCUGCUAAGAGUGAAAAUCCCGUGUGCUGAUGAAGAUUUUGAGAACAAAACCAAGGAUUCAGGAUCGGGAAUUUGUGCAACAAAGGAUUGUUCUUGUGCUUCUCCAAGUGCUGGAGUUGUGUCUUGGGGUGAGAUGGAGCUUUCUGAGGAAUAUACAUGCGUGAUAUCUCAUGGACCUAACCCAAGAACCACACACAUAUUCAAUAAUUGCAUUGUGGUGGAGACAUAUUGUUCUCUCCCUCAAAACCAAAACUCUCACUCUGCUUUUGCCUCGGCAAAUUUCCUCAGCUUCUGUUACACUUGCAAGAAACAUCUUGACCAAACAAAGGACAUCUUUAUUUAUAGAGGAGAGAAAGCUUUCUGUAGCAGGGAAUGCCGCCACCAAGAAAUGGUGUUAGAUGGGAUAGAAAGUUUAUAGUUUGAAAGCAAUGGUUGUUCUUGAAUCUUGACUUCACUUGCGUGCUUUGCAUGCACCGUGGCCGCAAAGUCCUGCAUUUUGAGGAGUACAAUAACCAGAUAAACGCACAAAGUCAAAUCCAAAUUUUCCAUUCAUUAUGAUUUUAUUAUGACCAGGCAUUAGUAGCAGUAGUAAAGUAACUAGUUACUAGUUAGUAUUUCAUUGUAAUCAGUAAGGUCCUUUUACUUUUUUACCUCCCUUUUUAAGAAGUCUUUUGUUUUUGUUUUUUUUUUGCGUCCUCUCCAUUGCAAAUAGAGAUAAGAGAGGGUGUUGUAGAGUUGGUUCCAAGUGAUGACUAAUUUGAUUGUUUCUUCUGGUUUUGCUCCCAUUGUUUUCGGGUGAAGCAGAUGGUAUGUGAUUGAGAACAGUGCCUUUCUUUUUCUUCUUCUCUUGAGUUGAUGAUAAUGAUGGUGCUACCUAUUGUCAUAGAAGGGGACCGGUUAAUUAUUUCUCACAAA